This is a messenger RNA of Pseudocercospora fijiensis CIRAD86, 1803 nucleotides long. RefSeq lists its product as uncharacterized. The transcript has a single exon. The coding region runs from base 100 to 1755 and encodes 551 amino acids. Gene Ontology annotation, molecular function: 2 iron, 2 sulfur cluster binding; oxidoreductase activity, acting on NAD(P)H; flavin adenine dinucleotide binding. Gene Ontology annotation, cellular component: cytoplasm. Lineage: Eukaryota; Fungi; Ascomycota; Dothideomycetes; Mycosphaerellales; Mycosphaerellaceae. The record is from RefSeq and is a predicted model, not a curated record.
CGCCAUUUCGUCUCGUCCUUUCGACUGCGACGCCCGCUUGACAGAACCAUCUUCGUUCCUCCAACCACAGCAUUCUCGGCCACGGCCACGAUCCGAACCAUGGCGACCGAGUUCAAGCUCAAGGUGAACAGCAUUGAACUGAAGAAUGGUCAGAUGCAAGAGGCUGAGGUCGAAGGCAUUGAAGAGGGCAAGGUCCUUCUCGCCAAAGUAAACAAUGAGGUCCAUGCUCUUUCCCCGAAAUGCACCCAUUACGGUGCUCCUCUGAUUAAAGGUGUGCUCACUCCUGAUGGUCGAUUAACGUGCCCCUGGCACGGAGCUUGCUUCAAUGUUCAAGGCGAUAUCGAGGACGCUCCUGCGAUUGACCCGCUGCACCAAUUCGCGAUCGUGCAGAGGGAUGGUGCUGUGUACAUCAAGGGAACGGAAGAGCAGAUCAAGGCCAACAGGCGGACACUGAACAUCAAGUGUCAAUCACAAGACAAGGAGGACCAAGUGGUCAUCAUUGGUCGCGGCAGUGGUGCAUUCGGUGCAGUCGAUAGCCUCCGUGCUGGAGGCUUCAAGGGCAAGAUUGUCACGAUUGCCGAAGAAGACCACACACCCAUAGAUCGAACCAAGCUCAGCAAAGCCUUGAUCAGUGAUGCAUCUCAGCUAGCACUCCGAACACCAGAAAACUACAAAGACGCUGAUGUCGACAUGAUCACGGACACUGUCACCUCUGUGGACUUUGACAGCAGGAAAGUCAAGACAAAGCAGGGCAAGGACUUCAGCUAUUCCAAACUCAUCCUCGCAUCUGGUGGCACACCCAAUCAGCUUCCACUACCUGGUCUCAAAGGCGAUCUGCAGAAUGUCUUCGUUCUCCGAACAGUACCACACGUACAAGCUAUCCUCAAGGCUGCCGGCGAAGAUGGCGGCAAGAAGGUCGUUGUUAUCGGUAGCUCUUUCAUCGGUAUGGAAGUCGGCAACGCACUCGCUGGUAAGAAGCAUGAUGUCCACAUCGUUGGUAUGGAAAGCGAACCCAUGGAGCGUGUCAUGGGCGACAAGGUCGGAAGUAUCUUCAGAAAACUACUUGAGAAGAAUGGCGUAAAGUUCCACAUGGGCGCUUCAGUCGAGAAGGGAGAAGAGAAGAGCUCAAAGAAUGGUGCUAUUGGUGCCGUUGUCCUGAAGGAUGGCUCAAAGCUUGAGGCAGACCUUGUGGUGCUCGGGGUGGGUGUCAAACCUUCAACAGAUUAUCUCCAAAACAGCUCAAUAGCACUCGAGAAAGACAAGUCUGUGUCUGUCGACGAGUCUUUCGCCGUCAAGGGCGUCAAGGACGUCUGGGCCAUUGGUGACAUUGCGACAUAUCCUUACCAUGGACCUGAUGGCAACGGCAAGCCAGUCCGAAUUGAGCACUGGAACGUUGCGCAGAACGCCGGUCGAAGUGUUGCUCGCAGCAUCAUCGACCCGUCGUCAAAACCCAAGCCAUUUAUUCCUGUGUUCUGGUCAGCUCUCGGCGCCCAACUUCGAUACUGUGGCCACACACCAAAUGGCUUUGACGACGUGAUCAUCCAAGGCAACACCGACGUCAGCGAAGGCAAGCAGAGCUUUAUCGCAUACUACACCAAGGGUGAAGAGGUUGUCGCUGUUGCGAGCAUGAUGAAGGACCCAUACAUGACACAAAGUGCUGAGCUCAUGCUAAAAGGAAAGAUGCCAAAGAAGAGCGACAUUACGAAGGGUGUGGACAUUAUGGAAGUCAGUCUGCCUGCUGAGGUGAAAAUAUGAAUAAGUGUCCACGAAAGAUGACGAGAGAACGAAUAAAGAUUGAAUUGC